AGUUCUACCCGGGCCGCCGCGCUAUGGAUCGCGCGCUACGGCUCCUCGCGCGUUCGCGUUUCCUCUCGCGCGCUCCAGCUUCCGACCCCCGCCCUGGCCCCGGCCCGGGUGGCGCGGCACUCCUGCUGCUUCGGCCUCCGAACGUCGUUCGAAUGGCAAGCCAAAAUUCUUUUCGGAUAGAAUAUGAUACCUUUGGUGAACUCAAGGUCCCAAAUGAUAAGUAUUAUGGUGCCCAGACUGUGAGAUCAACAAUGAACUUUAAGAUUGGAGGGGUGACAGAACGCAUGCCAAUCCCAGUUAUUAAAGCAUUUGGCGUCUUGAAGCGAGCAGCUGCUGAAGUAAACCAGGAUUAUGGUCUUGAUCCAAAGAUUGCUAAUGCAAUAAUGAAGGCAGCAGAUGAGACUGGAUCAGGAACCCAGACAAAUAUGAAUGUAAAUGAAGUCAUUAGCAAUAGAGCAAUUGAAAUGCUAGGAGGUGAACUUGGCAGCAAGAAACCCGUGCAUCCCAACGAUCAUGUUAAUAAAAGCCAGAGCUCAAAUGAUACUUUUCCCACAGCAAUGCAUAUUGCUGCUGCAGUAGAAGUUCAUGAAGUACUGCUACCAGGACUACAGAAGCUACAUGAUGCCCUUGAUGCAAAAUCCAAAGAAUUUGCCCAGAUCAUCAAAAUUGGGCGUACUCAUACACAGGAUGCUGUUCCACUUACUCUUGGGCAGGAAUUUAGUGGUUAUGUUCAACAAGUGAAAUAUGCAACAACAAGAAUAAAAGGUGCCAUGCCAAGAAUCUACGAGCUCGCAGCUGGGGGCACUGCUGUCGGUACUGGUUUAAAUACUAGAAUUGGCUUUGCAGAAAAGGUUGCCGCAAAAGUGGCUGCACUCACAGGCUUGCCUUUCGUCACAGCUCCAAAUAAAUUUGAAGCUUUGGCUGCUCAUGAUGCUUUGGUUGAACUCAGUGGAGCCAUGAACACUGCCGCUUGCAGUCUGAUGAAGAUUGCAAAUGAUAUUCGUUUUCUGGGUUCUGGUCCUCGCUCAGGUCUGGGAGAACUGAUUUUGCCUGAAAAUGAACCAGGAAGCAGUAUCAUGCCAGGCAAGGUGAACCCCACCCAGUGUGAGGCACUGACCAUGGUUGCAGCCCAGGUCAUGGGCAAUCAUGUCGCCAUUACCAUUGGAGGCAGCAGUGGACAUUUUGAGUUGAAUGUUUUCAAGCCAUUGAUGAUUAAAAAUGUGUUGCACUCAGCCAGACUGUUGGGGGAUGCAUCAGUUUCCUUCACAGAAAACUGUGUGGUGGGAAUCCAGGCCAACACAGAAAGGAUCAACAAGCUAAUGAAUGAGUCGCUAAUGUUGGUGACAGCUCUUAAUCCUCAUAUAGGGUAUGACAAAGCAGCCAAGAUUGCUAAGACCGCACACAAAAAUGGAUCGACCUUAAAGGCAACUGCUAUUGAACUUGGCUAUCUCACAGCAGAGCAGUUUGAUGAGUGGGUAAAGCCUAAGGACAUGCUGGGUCCAAAGUGAUUUAAAUAAAUUCAUAAUAAAAAUGAUUGUCAUAUAAAAUAAAAAGUGAAACAGACUCCUUAUAUUUCUUAAACAAAAAUGGAUAAAUGUGAAAGGAAACUGCUAUUGAACUUGACUGUCUCUAGCAGAGCAGUUUGGUCAGUGUAUAAAACGCCAGGACAUGCUAGGUCCAAAAUGAAUUUUAAAAGUGUAAAAUAAAAUAAUUAAAUUGUAUAAAAUCAAAAGGAAAACAGACUUAUUUUUCUUUUAUGUUAAUUGACUCAUAUUAUAUAGUUGAAUCUGUGAGUUUUGUGUAUGGGUGUUUACCAUUUCAAAUGUUUUAUAAGAGCCAUAUCAGCUUUUAAAGAGUUGUAAUUUUGGGGGGUGGUUUUUGUUUUAAAAAAAUUCCCCUGUAGUAAAAAAGUACUUGUUAGCUCAUUCCCAAGUUAAGUCUUCAGACAUCUUUUAUUUUCCUGUGAUUUGGGAGCAUAAGCUGACCAAGCAUUUGCCCUCCUAAGUGGGGUUGUGAGUGUUUGUAUGUGUGUACGUGUCAUGCACACAUGCAUGCAUAUAUAUGGAAUAUAUAUAUGUACACAUAUAUAAGGAAGUAGGAUAGAUUAACAAAAUUAAAACAUAUAUAUAUCCUAUGUGCUAAUUAAACAGACACACACACCUCCUGAUCUUAUUUAAAUUAUCCUAGGAAGACUGGAAAGACUGAGUUAAGAAUUAUAGGACAUGGAUUAAAAAGGAUAAGGGGUGCAAGCAGGAAGCUUGGAAAGAAAGAGAGGGUGUCAUGGGAGUGAGUCUUGCCCAUCAUCUCUCUGUGCACCUCUCAGUGCCAGGAUUUUUCAGCAGGAGUUCAUUUGACACAACCUCAGGGAAUUUUGAAUUAGCAGUUCUAGGGAGAUCCAGGUUAAGUUGAUUUAAACCUGGAACUGAAGGCUUUGUUUAAAAUAGACCCAACCUCAAUUAUGUAGGGAGUUGGAACAAUUUGUUCUUUUUUCCCCUCCCACAUGUAUAAUAAAUAACAAGAUUAUGAAGAGAGUGAUUCCCACUGGCUAAAGCAUCUCAUCUGUAAGUAGUGCUCUAUCAAGUGUGUCUAAAAAAAAAAAAAAAAAGGAAUACUUACUCCUGAGACUUAUUCUUGGAAAAUUAGGCUCAUUAACACCAACUCUGCUGUGGUAUUUAGAAGAUAGCAUAUAUAGCAUUUUAAAAAAAUAAUUAAAAUUCUAAUAUAAUGUUCUAUGUCAAUUGUACCUCAAUUUUUAAAAGUUGUAGAAGUAUUGUGAUGAAAAAUGAAAUUAUAUUCUUACAACUAAUCUCUUAAGCCUGAGUGGGUAUUCUUUUUUUAUUGUAAAAGGGAUUUCAAACCUUUUAAUGGAGCCCAUAGGAUCUACUUUUAACCCAUGCAGUAUUGUUUUUGGCAGUGUUUUUCACAUGGUGAUGAUGUGAUGCUUGUGCAGUUUGAUUUCCUGUAGCCUAUUUUGUUUAAAAAAAAAUUAUUGGAAAAAAUCAUAAAACAAAAUCAGAUUGUGCCUGGAACUCAAUAACCAAACUGGGAACUGUUCUAUAGUUGUGGACCUGAAUGAUGUUUUGCCUGAGCAGGCAUCCUCAAUCUAAACAAGCUGUCAUUGGAGGGCUCAACUAGAAACAUAACCACUUAUGUAAUAAAGAUAAUAGCAGAUGAGGUUUGUAGCCUCAAACAGUCUUUGUACAGCUAUCUGCUAUAUCCUAGCAUAUUAUGAGCCAUCAUUGAAUCCUUUGAGCUGACAAUCAUCUUUGUGUGAUGUUAGUGAAGUAAAACACUGUGCUUUAUGGUGAAAUCCUACAUAAGCGUUUUAGGAUUCCCUGUGAGAGGGUUGUACUGAAAAUCAACUUCAGUAUUUGUACACUGAGGACAGUGUUGUCUCAUGGGACGUUUGGCAAUGUCUAGAGACAUUUUUGGUAGCACUGAGGAAGGAGUGCUGCUGGCAUCUAGUGGGUGAAAGAGAUGAUGCUGAGCAUCCUAUAAUGCACAGGACAACCCCCAACAACAAAGAAUUGUCCACCCCCACAUAUCAAUAGUGGUGAGACAGAAACUUAAACCCCAAAGCUACUGUCUCUGGAAAUGCUCACUGUUUAGUUAGGCUUCACUGCUUGCUUGUGUGUAUUUAUAUCCUGGCAUUGCAGAGACUUUAUUAAUUGAAACCAUGAGGUAUCUUAGAUGUGAGCAUGAACAGAAAUGUGUUAAUGAAACAUUAAAUGAUUACAGUGCUCAUGGCUUGGAAUGACCUACACCCAGCAGGGUAUCCAAGGAUUUGUGCUGGAUAAACAUAAUGGGGGUGAGGGGCUGUCAAGUACUUGCAAAAACGCCAGGUAAAUAUGUUUUAAGAUGGAGACGAAAACAAUCCAUUGAUCCUUAGCAAACAUGUAGAAUGCCAAGGGGCUUACUUGAGCAAACACAUUUCAGAGGAGGAAAGUCAUGGGACUUAUGAACAGAUCAGUCUAGAACUACACCAAACUUGCCACACAGACGCAGCAGGGAAGUUCAUAGAAAGCCACGGGCUAAAUUUACUCAUUUAACUGUUUCAUUUGGUUGACAGCAAAAGUAUAUAUUCACAAAAAUUUAUGAGAAUAUUUCAUACUCAAGUAUAUUUUAAAGAUCAUAUGCUUGAAUAUGGCUGUUAUAUCUCUUCAACUGUCCUAUUGGUC
Molecule: messenger RNA, 4178 nt
Organism: Globicephala melas (long-finned pilot whale)
Lineage: Eukaryota; Metazoa; Chordata; Mammalia; Artiodactyla; Delphinidae
Gene: FH
Product: fumarate hydratase
Biological process (GO): tricarboxylic acid cycle; fumarate metabolic process; malate metabolic process
Cellular component (GO): tricarboxylic acid cycle heteromeric enzyme complex; mitochondrion
Molecular function (GO): fumarate hydratase activity
Source: RefSeq, a predicted model, not a curated record